This is a messenger RNA of Klebsormidium nitens, 1882 nucleotides long. NCBI's taxonomy places the organism in Eukaryota, Viridiplantae, Streptophyta, Klebsormidiophyceae, Klebsormidiales, Klebsormidiaceae. The record is from the annotation of a GenBank genome assembly.
CUAACUACUCCGUUAGCCCAAAGUUUUCCACCACUUGUCGAGCUUGAAGUCAUUUCAUCAAGGGAGCAGAACGACUAUACGGUAUACCGUAGUUGCAUCCUUCUGGCAGCCAGUCCCGCGGAUCCAAUGGCGCCUGGGAAUCCAGCAUCCGGCAUUGUGUUACAUUUGGACGACUCCGCUUCUUCCAAGACCGUUCUUCUGGUUUCCAAUGUGGUGCGCUGGGUCAGUGAGGUGGUGGUGGAGGUUCAGAAUGACAGCAAGGCAGGGCCCAUUGCGCAGACUGUCGAUGGGGAGGUUUCUGGCGCUGGUACCAUCUCGCGAUAUCUUGCGCGAGCGGGGGGCGAUGUCUGCUUCGGUAGACUCUUUGGGGAGACCCCAGAAGCGCAGGCUGGGGUUGCACAGUGGUUGACCAACAGCAACACCAUCUUGACGAGCCCCACUGGUGUCACCCCCGCCAGCCGGCUGGCUGCACUCAACGUGUACCUGCAGCCGCGAGCGGUGCUGUUUGGGUCCGGCACCACCAUUUCAGUGGCAGACAUCGCAGCAUUCUCGUCUGUCCACAAGGCAGUGGUAGCGCUGAGCCCUGAGGACCAGGCCUCUCUGCCCCACCUUCUACGAUGGUUUGACUACAUCCAGCACGCCGGUGACAUCAGCGGAGUCUAUACGAAGAUUCCGAUCAAAAAGCCCAGCUUCAACCCUCCGGCCUUGGCAGCCCCUGCCCCUAAACCCGCCAAGCCAACGGAAGCAGAGAGCAGUGCAUCGCCGCCGCCAAAGACACCAGCGGCCUCUCAAGCAACCAGCGAGACUUCUAAGCCCAGCGCUGGCGGCAAAAAGGAGCCUGCUGAUACCUCGUCAAAGGCAGCCGCUGAGGCCAAGGCAGGGGAGGGAAAGGCCGAUGAUUCGAAGGAGAAGAAGGCCAAGAAGGAGAAGCCCCCCGCUGUGAAGAAAGAAGUGGACGUCAGCAUUAGCGCUCUGGACAUCCGGAUAGGAGUCAUCACCAAAGUGGCCAAGCACCCUAACGCCGACGCGCUUUACGUGGAGGACAUUGAUUUGGGCGAGGGCCCGCCGCGGCAGGUCGUCAGCGGCCUCGCCAAGUUUCUCACAGAGGAGCAGAUGCACGGCCGAAAGGUGGUGGUGCUGGCCAACGUGAAGCCGGGGAAAGUGCGGGACGUUAUGUCCAGCGGCCUGGUUCUCUGUGCUUCGAAUGAGGACCACACGCAGUGCGAGCCCAUCGUUCCCCCAGCUGGUGCGGAGGUGGGCUCGAAAGUCACUUUCCCGGGGUACGAUGGCGAGCCGGAGCCUGUUCUGAACCCCAAAAAGAAGCAGCUCGAAAAGAUACUGCCCGACUUGAAGACCGACAAGGAUGGAGUUGCCAAGUUCCAGGCUGUACCCUUCACGACUUCCCUGGGACCGUGCACAUCGUCCUUGAAAGAUGCGAUAAUCAAGUGACCAGAUGCAGAGAAAGAAGGUCGGAAGCAUGAUGUUCAUCGAGAAGGCUCGAGGGGGAAAAGGAUCUUAUUUUGCGAGGCUUUUGUCCUGUUCAACGUUAUCCUUUGAGUGGCGCCAUGGCGUUUGGAGCGACUAGGCCAGUGCAGCGCGCGUUGAUCUGCUUAUAUUGGUCGGUGGAUCUAAUUUCGUUGGACUUUGGGCGGUUACAUGAUGGAUACUGCAAGAUACGAUUUAGGCCCCGUAACAUGAGCCGUGCACCCCUAAAAAAGUAUGCAAGGAGAUCAAGCGUUUGUCUAUCCAUACGACCAAGGGAAACCUAGGUCAAUAAUGGAAUCUGCAACCCUAAUUAUCAUAACCAGUGCUAGGAUAUAGCUCUGAGAGUUCCAUGGCAGAUUGCAUGCAGGGCUGCACAGGCCGCAGUUUGCUUCUAGCA